Molecule: messenger RNA, 8054 nt
Organism: Xenopus tropicalis (tropical clawed frog)
Lineage: Eukaryota; Metazoa; Chordata; Amphibia; Anura; Pipidae
Gene: acacb
Product: acetyl-CoA carboxylase beta
Exons: 53
Coding region: 233-7492 (2419 amino acids)
Biological process (GO): fatty acid biosynthetic process; malonyl-CoA biosynthetic process
Molecular function (GO): biotin carboxylase activity; acetyl-CoA carboxylase activity; metal ion binding
Source: RefSeq, a predicted model, not a curated record
UGUGGAACGCACACUUCCUUCCCACUUUUCUCUGUCCUUUCUUGUCCUCCUGUGACAACAGCGUUUCCAAGAACCCCGCCUCCUUACCCAUAUUUUCGUUUCUGAUUGGUGUGAAUUGUAAACGAGUUGCUCUGUCAGUGUAUUUUCCUGCCAUGCCUAAGCUGGGCCGACAUAUGGACAUGAAGUAUAUGGGAAAAUAGAAGCUGUAACAAGACGAUGGAUCGUUUUUCAGAUGGUGCUGGAGAUCUUGUCUUUCAUUUUUUUACUUUGGCUAAUUUGGAAACAUGUGCAGAGGCCUCUACAAUCACGUUCUAAGAGGCGGAAAGUACUGUUUGAAUUUGUUGAAAGCAUCAUGGAAGGUGACAAAGAGCAGUUGCCAAAACCACCAAUAGCAGAAGCUGAAACUCCAGCUGAGUCAGAUGACAAUCUUCUCAGGACCCAAGCAGAAGGAACUACCUCAGGUCAAAUACAAGACACAAACUCAGGAGUCAAUUCUGGCACUUUACCACCACGUGCAGCAUCUCUCUCCAAACCAGAGCAGAAGCAGCUGAAAUUUGCACCCUCAAGAGGUACAGAACCUGUAAAUCCAAAGCCAAGGAAGCAGCCAUUGUCUAAAUUCAUCCUGGGCUCCUCAGAGGACAACUCCGAUGAUGAUGAAUUUGCCUGUGGAUCGUUUAAAACUACAAAGAGAAACAGCCAGGCAAGCCUUGGUUCUCAGACUCCAUCUUUAUCUUCCUUGCCAGAAACAGAAUCAUUACCUACUAUGAGGUCCAGCAUGUCUGGGUUACACCUUGUGAAGAAGGGCAGAGAUCACAAGAAGCUGGAUCUCCAUAGGGACUUCACUGUUGCUUCACCGCAUGAAUUUGUAACACGGUUUGGUGGGAACCGGGUUAUUGAAAAGGUCCUCAUAGCCAACAAUGGCAUUGCAGCAGUCAAGUGCAUGCGUUCCAUCCGGAGAUGGUCAUACGAAAUGUUCAGGAAUGAAAGAGCAAUCCGUUUCGUGGUCAUGGUUACCCCAGAAGACCUCAAAGCUAAUGCAGAGUACAUCAAAAUGGCUGAUCACUAUGUGCCAGUCCCAGGAGGACCCAAUAACAACAACUAUGCUAAUGUAGAACUAAUUGUUGACAUUGCCAAACGAAUACCAGUACAGGCUGUGUGGGCUGGAUGGGGACAUGCCUCAGAAAAUCCAAAACUUCCAGAGCUCCUGCAGAAACAGAACAUUGCGUUCUUGGGGCCUCCCAGCCAGGCCAUGUGGGCCUUAGGAGACAAGAUAGCCUCUACAAUUGUUGCUCAGGCUGUGGGAAUCCCAACUCUUUCAUGGAGUGGUGAUGGUCUCCUACUAGAAUUAAAACCAGAUGACAAGCAACAACAAAAUAUUAUUUGCGUUCCUCCAGAGGUGUAUGAAAAAGGCUGUGUUAAAGAUGCAGAUGAAGGACUUGAGGCUGCAGAGAGAAUUGGAUACCCAGUGAUGAUUAAGGCAUCAGAAGGUGGCGGGGGGAAAGGCAUCCGAAUGGCUGAGCGAGCUGAGGAUUUUCCCAGUCUAUUUAGACAGGUGCAAACAGAGGCCCCAGGAUCACCCAUUUUUGUUAUGAAGCUUGCUCAGCAUGCCCGACACUUGGAGGUCCAGAUAUUGGCAGAUCAAUAUGGUCAUGCUGUGUCUCUGUUCGGACGGGAUUGUUCCAUACAGCGACGACACCAAAAGAUAAUUGAGGAAGCUCCUGCCACUGUGGCUACCCCAUCUGUAUUUGAGUACAUGGAACAAUGUGCAGUGCGUCUUGCCAAAAUGGUGGGGUAUGUGAGUGCAGGAACAGUAGAGUACCUGUACAGUGAAGAUGGGAGCUUUCAUUUCUUGGAACUCAACCCUCGGCUUCAAGUGGAACAUCCCUGCACUGAAAUGAUCUGUGAUGUUAACCUCCCAGCUGCUCAACUCCAGAUUUCAAUGGGAGUUCCCUUGUACAGGAUAAAAGAUAUACGAGUGCUGUACGGAGAGACACCAUGGGGAGAUUCACCCAUUUGCUUUGAGAACCCUGUGAAUGCACCAAAUCCCAGAGGCCACGUCAUUGCUGCUAGGAUAACCAGUGAGAACCCAGAUGAAGGUUUUAAGCCAAGCUCUGGGACCGUCCAGGAACUAAACUUUCGCAGCAGUAAGAAUGUUUGGGGAUAUUUCAGCGUAGCGGCUGCUGGCGGUCUUCAUGAAUUCGCUGAUUCCCAAUUCGGGCAUUGCUUCUCCUGGGGAGAGAACCGUGAAGAAGCUAUCUCGAACAUGGUUGUAGCUCUUAAAGAGCUGUCUAUCCGGGGAGACUUUAGAACUACUGUGGAAUACCUCAUUAAGUUGCUGGAGACAGAGAGCUUCCAGAACAAUGAAAUUGACACUGGCUGGCUGGAUCACCUAAUCGCUGAGAAAGUCCAGGCAGAAAAACCAGACACAAUGCUUGGAGUAGUAUGUGGUGCACUAAAUGUGGCAGAUGCUUUGUUCCAGACCUGUAUGAAUGAGUUUCUGCACUGCCUCGAGAGAGGCCAGGUACUUCCAGCAGCUUCACUUCUGAACAUUGUUGACGUUGAGCUAAUUUCUGAGCGUGUUAAAUAUAAACUGAAGGUUGCCCGGCAGUCCCUUACCACCUAUGUGAUAAUCCUGAAUAACUCUCACAUAGAGAUAGAUGUGCACCGCUUGAGUGAUGGGGGGCUUCUCUUGUCCUACGACGGCAAUAGUUACACUACAUACAUGAAGGAGGAAGUUGACCGAUACCGAAUAACUAUUGGAAACAAGACUUGUGUUUUUGAGAAGGAGAAUGACCCCACGGUGCUACGAUCACCCUCUACUGGCAAAUUGCUUCAAUACACAGUGGAGGAUGGUUCCCAUGUGAAUGCUGGGGAGUGCUUUGCAGAAAUUGAGGUAAUGAAAAUGGUAAUGGCCCUGACUGUGCAGGAGCCAGGUCAGAUACAUUAUGUGAAACGUCCUGGAGCUGUUCUGGAGUCAGGCUGUAUGGUGGCUCAAAUUGAUUUAGAUGAUCCAUCUAAAGUCCUCCAGGCAGAGCCGUACACUGGGAGCCUCUUGCCGCAGCAAACUCUGCCGAUUAUUGGAGAGAAGCUCCACCAGGUUUUUCACAGUGUUCUGGAAAAUCUGAUUAAUGUGAUGAAUGGUUACUGCUUGCCUGAGCCCUACUUCACUGUCAAGAUAAAAGAGUGGGUGCACAAACUAAUGAAGACAUUGCGAGACCCUUCUCUCCCUCUUCUGGAGCUGCAGGAAAUCAUGACCAGUGUUUCUACCAGAAUUCCACCCACUGUAGAGCGGUCCAUACGCAAAAUUAUGGCUCAGUAUGCCAGUAAUAUCACCUCUGUCCUGUGCCAGUUCCCCAGCCAGCAGAUUGCAAGUAUUCUGGACAGCCAUGCUGCAACAUUGCAGAGGAAAGCAGACCGGGAAGUGUUUUUUAUGAAUACCCAGAGUAUUGUGCAACUUGUACAGAGAUAUCGCAGUGGAAUCCGUGGCUACAUGAAAUCUGUGGUACUUGAUUUGCUAAGAAGAUACUUACAAGUUGAAACUCAGUUCCAACACUCUCACUACGAUAAAUGUGUGAUACAUCUGCGGGAACAGUACAAGCCAGACAUGACCCCUGUUCUGGAAUGUAUUUUUUCACAUGCCCAGGUGGCUAAAAAGAACUUUCUUGUCACCAUGCUAAUAGAUCAACUUUGUGGGCGUGACCCCACACUUACUGACGAGUUAAUGGCUAUUCUCAACGAGCUGACACAACUGAGUAAAACUGAGCAUUCAAAAGUUGCACUCAGGGCACGUCAGGUUCUGAUUGCUUCCCAUCUUCCCUCAUAUGAACUGAGACACAAUCAGGUGGAAUCUAUUUUCCUCUCUGCUAUUGAUCUGUAUGGACAUCAGUUCUGCCCAGAUAACCUAAAGAAACUGAUCUUGUCAGAAACCUCAAUUUUUGAUGUCCUCCCAAACUUCUUCUAUCACAAUAACCAGGUUGUUCGAAUGGCUGCACUGGAGGUGUAUGUUAGAAGAGGUUAUAUUGCCUAUGAACUUAACAGCCUCCAGCACCAUCAGCUUCGUGAUUGCACCUGUGUAGUGGAGUUCCAGUUCAUGCUACCAUCCUCUCACCCUAACAGGAUGUCUCUGCCAAUCAGUGCAACGCAUCUUGAGAUUAAUCGCCAGAGCAGUGAACUUUUCAUGGACAGUGGCUUCUCUCCUCUGUGUCAAAGGAUGGGGGUCAUGGUUGCUUUUAAUAAGUUUGAGGACUUUACCAGGAACUUUGAUGAGGUCAUUUCCUGCUUUGCAGACCCUCCUCUGGACAGUCCUCUGUUUAGCGAAGUCAGAUCUUCCUUUUAUGAUGAGGAGGACAAUAAGAAUAUCCGGGAGGAGCCAAUUCACAUUCUUAAUGUGGCUUUAAAGUCUGUUGAUCGCAUGGAAGAUGAAGAACUGGUGUCUGUGUUUAGAACAUUCUGUCAGUCUAAGAAAAACAUCUUGGUUGAUUACGGACUUCGCAGAAUCACAUUUUUGAUAGCCCAACAGAGAGAGUUUCCAAAAUUCUUCACAUUCAGAGCAAGAGAUGAGUUUGCCGAAGACCGAAUAUACAGGCACCUUGAGCCUGCCCUAGCCUUCCAGUUAGAACUAAAUCGAAUGCGUAAUUUUGACUUAAAUGCAGUGCCAUGUGCCAACCACAAAAUGCAUCUCUAUCUUGGAGCAGCUAAAGUAGCGGCAGGGAUUGAAGUGACAGACUACAGAUUUUUCGUACGAGCCAUAAUUCGCCAUUCUGACCUGAUUACAAAGGAAGCUUCCUUUGAAUACCUACAGAAUGAAGGAGAGCGUCUUCUUCUGGAGGCAAUGGAUGAGCUAGAAGUUGCCUUCAACAAUCCCAGUGUUCGCACUGAUUGCAAUCACAUCUUCUUGAACUUUGUUCCCACUGUCAUUAUGGACCCUUCCAAGAUUGAGGAGUCAGUCCGCUCUAUGGUUAUGAGAUACGGGAGCAGAUUGUGGAAGCUGCGUGUCCUUCAAGCUGAAGUCAAAAUCAACAUUCGCUUAACCCCCACAGGCAAAGCCAUCCCCAUUCGCCUAUUCCUGACAAAUGAGUCUGGGUAUUACCUAGAUAUCAGCCUCUACAAGGAGGUGACAGAUCCUGCCACAGGACAAAUCAUGUUUCAUUCAUAUGGGGAUAAGCACGGACACAUGCAUGGCAUGUUGAUCAACACACCAUAUGUCACCAAAGACUUGCUGCAGUCCAAAAGGUUUCAGGCCCAGUCCCUUGGGACUACUUAUGUGUAUGACUUCCCAGAGAUGUUCAGACAGGCUCUGUUUAAACUGUGGCGCUCAGGAGAGAAGUACCCUAAAGAUAUUCUUACGUACACAGAGCUGGUUUUGGACACCCAAGGUCAGCUGGUCCAGUUAAACAGACUUCCAGGUGGAAAUGAGGUUGGAAUGGUGGCUUUCAAAAUGAAUUUGAAAACCCCUGAGUAUCCAAAUGGCCGUGAGAUUAUUGUCAUCUGCAAUGAUAUUACCUACAAGAUUGGCUCCUUUGGGCCACAAGAAGAUCUGCUUUUCCUCAAAACUUCAGAGUUGGCCAGAAAAGAAGGCAUUCCACGUAUUUACAUUGCAGCCAAUAGUGGUGCCCGUAUUGGGCUGGCAGAGGAGCUGCGGCACAUGUUUCAGGUGGCUUGGAACAAUCCUUCUGACCCUUAUAAGGGUUUCAAAUAUCUUUAUUUGAGGCCUCAAGACUACACAAAAAUCAGCUCCAUGAACUCUGCACACUGUGAGCACGUGGAGGAUGAAGGAGAAUCAAGGUAUGUUUUGACUGACAUUAUCGGGAAGGAGGAAGGAAUUGGAGUAGAAAAUCUUCGAGGCUCAGGGACAAUCGCUGGAGAAUCAUCCUUGGCUUAUAAAGAGAUUGUUACUAUUGGCAUGGUGACUUGCAGAGCCAUUGGAAUCGGGGCCUAUUUAGUGAGGUUGGGUCAGAGAGUUAUACAGGUGGAGAACUCACAUAUCAUUCUGACAGGAGCCAGUGCGCUGAACAAGGUUCUGGGCCGAGAAGUCUACACAUCAAAUAACCAGCUUGGCGGUGUGCAGAUCAUGUGCAACAAUGGAGUGUCUCACACCAUGGUACCUGAUGAUUUUGAGGGAGUGUAUACCAUUCUUCAGUGGCUUUCCUACAUGCCAAAGGAUAACCAAAGUCCUGUGCCUGUUAUUCCCCCUAUGGACCCAGUUGACCGUCAGAUUGAGUUCAUGCCAACCAAGGCUCCCUAUGAUCCUCGCUGGAUGCUUGCCGGGAGACCGCAUCCAACUAUCAAAGGAGAAUGGCAGCGAGGCUUUUUUGACCAUGGAAGCUUUAUGGAGAUCAUGCAGCGCUGGGCUCAAACUGUUGUUGUUGGCAGGGCACGACUUGGAGGAAUACCUGUAGGUGUAAUUGCUGUGGAGACUAGAAGUGUGGAAAUGGCAGUGCCUGCUGAUCCAGCCAAUCUGGAUUCUGAAGCCAAGAUUAUUCAGCAAGCUGGACAGGUUUGGUUCCCAGACUCUGCCUUUAAAACUGCCCAGGCAAUAAAGGAUUUCAACAGGGAGAGACUGCCACUUCUUAUCUUUGCAAACUGGCGUGGAUUUUCCGGAGGAAUGAAAGACAUGUAUGACCAAGUGCUUAAGUUUGGAGCAUAUAUUGUGGACAGCCUGCGGGAGUUUAAGCAGCCAGUGCUGGUGUACAUACCACCGUACGCUGAGCUGAGAGGAGGAUCAUGGGUUGUUAUAGAUCCAACUAUUAACCCACUCUAUAUGGAACUGUAUGCAGACAAGGACAGCAGGGGUGGUGUCUUGGAACCCGAGGGCACAGUUGAGAUUCGUUUUAGAAAGAAAGACCUGAUAAAAACAAUGAGAAGGAUAGACCCUGUGUAUACCCAAAUAGUAGAACAGCUCGGUAGCCCAGAGCUGACUGAGGGAGAACGUAAAGAGCUGGAGAAGAAACUAAGGUUGAGAGAGGAGCAGCUACUCCCUAUUUACCACCAAGUUGCUGUGCGAUUUGCAGAUCUCCAUGAUACACCAGGCAGGAUGCAGGAGAAAGGUGUCAUCACAGAUAUUCUGGAAUGGAAGGAUGCUCGAUCCUUCCUCUACUGGAGGCUACGGCGCCUUCUCCUGGAAGAAAUGGUGAAAAGUGAGAUCCUCCAUGCAAACAGCGAGCUCAGCGAUAUUCAUAUCCAGUCUAUGCUGCGUCGAUGGUUUAUGGAGACUGAGGGAGCUGUAAAGACUUACCUAUGGGACAAUAACCAGGUUGUGGUGGAGUGGUUGGAGAAGCACUUACAAGAGGAAGAUGAGGCACGAUCUGCAAUCCGAGAGAAUAUAAAAUACCUAAAAAAAGACUACGCUCUAAAACAUAUCCGGGGUUUGGUUCAAGCAAACCCUGAAGUAGCCAUGGACUGCAUUGUUCAUAUGACUCAACAUAUCACUCCGGCACAGAGAGCUCAGUUGACCAGGCUUUUAUCUACCAUGGACAAUACCCCCCCCAGCUAACAGUGAUGGGACAAAUACUGCACUUGCUAAUGAACUGAAAGUUUACCACAAGCACAAACUGCUCUGCCUCCGUUCACCCAAUCUGUGAAGUGCCUUCCACUACAUAGACCAGUCACUGGGAAUGUGUGAAUGCAUCCCACUGCAAUGAUGGAACAGAUUGCUUUACCUAUGAACACUCUCCCUCUUGGCACAGCCAACAGAUUUGUAUUUAUUCUUUGCAGUAUUCUUGUAUCAUGUGUUUGUGUUGCCCAAAACAAUUCUCUAAAUCAUACUGAACUUUUUUCCUUUUCUUUCUCUUUGAAAUUCUAUACGUGACCUCAGUGCUUUUCUUUUUAAUUUCUUUUUGUUUUAAUUUCUGCCCACUACAAAUGUUUCCAAGGGAUUAUAGAUACUGUACUCACAUACACAAUACUACAGAUGCUUCCGACUGAUUGGUAAAUAGCGAAGCCUGUGGCAAAUUUUGAUUGUAUUCUGUGGCAAAAUUGAUUGUAUUCAUACGCACAAUUUUUCUUCAUGUAACUUGGCCAAUUGACGAGUAAAAAAAAAACUAGAUUUUACGGAA